Molecule: messenger RNA, 750 nt
Organism: Aureobasidium subglaciale EXF-2481
Lineage: Eukaryota; Fungi; Ascomycota; Dothideomycetes; Dothideales; Saccotheciaceae
Exons: 1
Coding region: 1-750 (249 amino acids)
Source: RefSeq, a predicted model, not a curated record
AUGGGAAUCACUCUAUCCACACAUUCAACUCUUGCUCCACUAUCAUUAGCAAGCACCAUCAUCGGUUUCGUUUCAUUCUCCUUCACCAUCGCUACCUUAUUACGCGUCUUUUGGGGCAACAUCACAACUGUCACCAACGCCCAUGAUGAGAUACACGACUACCUGAGCAAUCUCCGGGUCCAGCUGUAUGAGGAACGGGAAUCUCUACGGAAUCUACGACGACACAAUAAAGACUGGGGCAAGCGACGACGCUCAGAAGGCCUUCCCCUGCCCCGCCUUGACGAUUUGACCAUCAGAUCUAUGCAAGACACUCUUCGCCAUCUCACAAGGAGAUUCAAGACACUCGAACGUGCUUUUCUCGAUCAAGAAUCCGCCUAUGGCCGUCGUAGAUAUCGCAAAAGCCUUUCGCCCAAUCCGAGGGACACGUUAGAUAGCGAAAAGGGUCUUUGCAGCAAGGAAACGGAGUUGGACAAAGAAAACGACGAUGAUGAAGAAGAUCCAAGAACUCAGGGAGACGCAUUUUGUAACAUCACUCUCGGCAAACGCAUUCUUUGGCUUCGUCGAAGGUCUGACGCCCUUGCCAUUAUGGAGGCUGUCAGCCGUCUGCAGACCAGAAGAACAGCAAGACAGGUCGGCGAGAUUGCUGUUGCGUUAUACGAGUAUGGGGAUACCGUGAAGGACUUGCACGAUGGUUUACAUGAGGUUGAAGCUCGGUUCUGCAAGAUCGCUGGCAUUAGGACAGUGACUUGA